AUGUCGGCGGCCGUGCCGGGUCCGGCGUCCGGACCUAAACGGGCGCAGACCAACAAGAUGGAGGUGCCUCCGGCGCCGCCGUCUUCGCCCCUCGUGCAGCGGAAACGUCGGCUGGACUUGCCGACUUCGUCAGCAGCAGUUUCCCCGUCGCCUCUGAAGAAGAAAAUGGUCAAAAGUCCACUUGUUUCGCGCGAAGGGAUGCAGGAUGAGAGUCCCAGAGCGUCCUCUGGGUCGCCGACCGGGGCUGCAUUCAACGGUCGAGACACGAGCUGCGCAGGGUCUGUCCGGUCUCCCUCGCCUCUUGGCAAGUCGGAAAGUUCUUCAGAAAAUGAUCCGUUUCUUAUCCAAAGUCAGAAGCAGAAUGCGACCAGAAGCGCCGCGGCCACUCAUCUCGCCUCGUUGGUCGUGGAUGGCAAGAUGAUCUCGCCGCCUCCUCCCCUCGCCGUCCGCACAGCCUCCCCUGCCCUCUUGCGCCGCGUCCCGCCCGCCAGCCUCACUCCUGGGAACUUCUUGAGCAGCUCGACUGCCUCGCUUCCUGAAGAGGCGAACGGGGCUGGCUAUCUGGACACAGCGAGCGGCGUGGACCACGUCGCCACUCUUGCCUCGCGAGUCCCGCCCUUCUUCCCGUCGGGAGCGAGGGACAGCAACGACCGGAACGAACCGGGCGAGGUCGGAACAGGGGCAACCCUCGCCUUGCGGCCGUCGCCUGCGGAUCCAGCAAGUGCUCCCACCUCGCCCCUUCGGCUCCGGCGGCCCGCGGUCGUCCCAGUGGUUGGCGCAUCCGAUGGAGCCCACGCGUCCCCUGCGGCUGCUGUCAGGGUCCGCGGCGAGGGGACACCUCAGCGGGUCCACCACAUUUUGGGGACCGCUUCGGCCGCUGCGUCGCCCGUGGACGUACGAGAUGAAUUGGGGCGGUCGCGCACACCGCCUCGCCGCGGGGCUGAGCCGGAGCCCUCCCGGGAUUCCCUCUCUCGCCUCGACUCCGUCCUUCCCGCCACUCCACCACGGCUGCCCUCCGCCGUCUUUUACGAGCAACUCGGGGGAAGAACCCAGUCGCCUCGCCAGAGUCCUGCGCCUUCCUCUCUGGCGCCGUCGCUCCAGCAGGUGCUUGGCGAAGGCACACCUUUGGGGGGAACGCGUCGACCGCGGGACUCGUUUGAAUUCGCACUCGCAGACGAAGCUGCAACCCCCUCGCCGUUUAGCCGGUCGAAGCGGCGCAACCGCGGCGAGGAAUCGUCCCUGUUGCGCGACAGCGCGGGAAUGGACGCUGGCGAUCGAAGACCCGAGACAACCGAGCGACGGGACGCGCCGGAAAUGGAGACCCAGUCCCCGUUCCGCCGCUCGCCCAUCACCGGGAAGAGGCAGUGCGUCGUGUCCCCUCUGCGCCUGACGCCGGCGCGGCAGAGCCCAGCGUGCUUUCGCGACGACAGGCGAGGAAGGACCGGCGGCCCCGGAGAAGACCAGAAGGGUGCCUCCUGUCCUUCGUGGCUAGUGAAGAACCUGGCAGGCGCGACGCCGUCUUUCUUCAGGAGCGAGGCUCUGCGCGUCGGCGGCUCUGCGGCCACUCCAACGAGGCUUUCCCAGGGAGGCGAAGACGCGGCGGCCGCGUGCCCCCACUUCCUCGGCUCUCUCCUUGCUCUUUCAGAUAUGGCUUCGCGAGAGGAGCACGGCGACGACGGUCUGGGGAGUUCGCAGACGGGCCGCGUGCGAGAGAGAAUCAACUCCCUCCUCCAUGCGGUUUCCUCGCUCAAACUGGACGCCCUCGAGAACCUGUUUCUCGGGAAAGAACUCGAGCGCCUCUGGAGACACUUUCGAACGCUGAGAAUCGUCUGUGAUCGGGAGCACGACGCCUCCCGGCAUCUCGGCUUGGCCUCGAAGAUCUUCCCCGCCUUCCAGCGCCUGACGCACAAUGCGCACGCGUCUUCGACCGGAGCGGCGUCCAUCCUCGCGACUUCUCCCAGUUGCGUGGCCACAGCGGCGCCCACGGCGAGUCUCUCCGGCGAGGGCAACAAGCCGCCAACCUCCGAGGCCUUGAACGGCGCGCAGCCUCCGACUACGCGCCAGCUCGACAUCGACGACAUUGCCCGCAUGCUCUGGCUAGCCCCCCACCUCCUUGCCUGGCGGUAUCGGCAGCUCAAGACCCCGCCGGGGACGUCUCCACGUCUCGCCAUGGGCUCCGCGGCGCUCACCACCUCGCCCCUCAGUCGGCGACUGCGCCCCGCAGGCGCGGAGGGCGAAGACGAGCAAACGGCUGCCAGUCCGCUGAGACGCAGUCUGGUCCUCGUCUCCGGUGACCGCCUCGCAGACGGUAUGGAGCUCGAACUUCUCGAGUUCGUUCUCACCCCUGCAGAGGCACAAACUGCCAGUGUCCGCCUCCCGAAACAGGAGGCAGCCGUGGCCGGGCGUCAAACGGGCGACAUGGAAGGGUUGCCACAGGUGGUGCUAAUGUCGAGAGAGAUGAAUCCGAGCAUGCGCCUGAUCCAGUUCCGGAGUGUGUUGGUGCUCUGGGUGUUUCUGUGGCAACUGGAGUAUUUGAAGACGGGGGAUUCCUGCAGCGAUGUCUCGAGGCUGCCUGCAGUGUUUGAGAAGGCCUGGCAGUUUCUCACGCGAGGUCAGUGGGUUCCGGGUUUCAAUCCGGACACAGCUCCUCUUCCUCCGUGCCACGUUUUGCCGCCUCGGCCGGUGAAGACACUUUUGCGGUCUCCGUCCAAGGGCGGGAUUGGGCGAGACAGAGGUGUCGGCGCAGCGGAGGUCAUCAGUCCGCAAAAACCCGCUGUGUCUACUUCGCUCUUGAAGAGCUCGCCUGUCACCAGUGCAAUGUGCGGCUCGCCCGGCGCGUUUCUCAGUCCUCUUUCGCGCCGGCGCCUUGUGGGUGCGUCGCCUCUCGGGUCGCCUGGCCUUUUUUCUGCCAGCACGCCGACAGGGGGAGACGAGAAGGGCGCAGGACGAUCUUCCAGAGACGGGCUCGGCGCGGCCGCGCAAAGUGAAGCUGAGCGACUCGUCUAUCGCCUGUCGGGAGCAGACACGCGACUCUCCACGUCUUCUGUAUCGUCGCGAAUGUCGGCUGACAGUUCCGCCCCGGCGCCCACAUCCGGUGUCUCGACAGCGCGCGUGGGGUCACCGCUUUCCGCCGUGUCGAAGAGUCCUCAAACGCAGUCGCCUUCGCUCCAAACUGCGCCGCGUCGCGACUCCAACGCCGACAUCUCGUCGCCCGCCUCCAGUGUGAGGAGCCCAUCUGCUGGUGGAAGUCCCAUCUCGGAGCGGCUGAGGCAGCGCACUGAGGCACGCCGACAAGCGCGCCUUCAGCAAGAGGAACUCCGGAAACAACGGGCGGGCCUCCAUCAGGAGGCUCGGCAGUGGACGAAUGUGCGAUGGGUGUUGAGCUGUCUGCUGGAUGCCUGCGUGUACCGCGACCCGCGGAAAACGAUCGAUACGCGCGUGUUUGUCGACAUGUACAUCUCGAAAUCCAAACUUCCCCUUCGGCUGGAUGUCGUAGAAGAGUGCCUUGCCACGCUGGCUGGCCUCGCCCCCGACAUGCUCUCGCUGAACGGCUCCGUUGUUGCCUUCGCAUCAAGACUUGAUGCGGCCGCUUUAUUGAAACUCGUUGACGCGCGUGUGGCCGAGGCCCAGAAGGCAGCAGCUGCGUUCGACAAGGGGUUGUAG
Neospora caninum is the source of this 3663-nucleotide messenger RNA. RefSeq lists its product as hypothetical. The transcript has 6 exons. Bases 1 to 3663 code for a protein of 1220 amino acids. Lineage: Eukaryota; Apicomplexa; Conoidasida; Eucoccidiorida; Sarcocystidae. The record is from RefSeq and is a predicted model, not a curated record.